UGGCGGGGGCAGCUGCUGCUGCUUUGCUCCAUCUCGGAGCCUGUUCUGCAUCUGGACCCACGGCCCCUGCGCGGCUGGUGAGACCGGGGGCAGGUGGCCUGGGCUGUGCUUGUGAGACCAGGGCGGACUUGCUGCGUGCCUGGAGCCUUGCUCCCUGCGCUCGCCGGUCAGUGGCUUUGCCUGCGGUCCGGACGUGGCUGGCAAGGAGCACAGGGGUGGUGCGGACACCCCAACAGUGCGUGUGGCUGUGCCCUGACGGGGAGCUGCCUGUUCCUCCGGUUGUACCAAUAGUGCCAGUGCUGGAAGCCCCGAGGAAAGCAGGAGUCAGACGCGUGAGCCCUUGGGGACGUUUCUGAGCCAUCUCUGCAGCGGUGCAAGAAGCAGGACGCAGAGCCAGGGAGGGAAGCAUCCUUGGCUCUAAUCAAAACAGGGAGAAGCCGGGAGUCAGUGGAGAGAAGAUAGUGUGCAAGCGAUUGGAAAGGGGAGGAGGUGGGGACUACAGCUGCCAGACCACGGCAUGCUGGGCUGGCUGAUCCCAAGUGGGGACGGGGUGCAAGGACUGGGGAGUACCAAGUGCGUUAGGUCAGAGCAGUCAGGCUAGAAUGGCACCUGUAACAGGGCAGCCCCGUGCGUGGGGCUGAACAAGUCCGAAGCAGUGGGGGGCCUACAAGGGCCUCAGUUGGAGAGUUCUGCCAGCUACAGUCAGCUGAAGAGCAAGCGCUGGGCAGCUCCUGGCGUGUGUCCCCCAGGUCACUUGUUCCUUGCCAGAGAGUUUGCCCACAAAGAGUCGCCAAGAUAGCUGGGCCAGGAAGAAAGCGUCGAACCCCUGACCCAGACUCCAUCACUGACCCCGGCGGGCCGUUCGUCUCCUCCAAACGGCUGAAAAUGUCCAGCAGCACCAGUGCCCCAGGCCAGAGGCGAGCGUCCCGGGGGCUGGAGGAUGCAACCAACAAGAAGAAGCAGAAGGACCGAGCCAACCAGGAGAGCAAGGAGGGCGAGAGAGGCCCUGGCAGCGACCCUAAGAAAGACCUGCUGCUGGACUGGAAGCAGAACGCUGACGAGGUCAUUGUGAAGCUGAACUUGGGCAGCGGAGCCCUGAAGUUGGAGGAGGUGGAUGCUGCGUUCACAGACACCGACUGCGUGGUCAGGCUGCCAGAUGGCCGCCAGUGGAGUGGCCAGUUCUACGGGGAGAUCGAGAGCUCCUGCAGCAAAGUCCAGGGUAAGAAGGGCAACUUCCUGCAGCUGGUGCUUCAGAAGAAGAUCCCCCUGCACACCUGGGCGUCGCUCCUGAAGAAGCGGAAGGACGGAUCCAAGGAGCUAGCCAAGGGGGCCGGGCGCCAGAAUGCGAAGGAGCAGGCCCCGCCCGCACAGGCCACCCCCGAGGAGCCGGCCAGGAGCAAACGGGAGUUCCCCAACUCAAAGCCAGCUCCAGGGAGGGGCGAGGCCCCAGAAGGGAAGAGCCCGGCCAGCCCCGGGCUGCAAAGCGGGCCCAGCGCCAAGCGGGCCGGGUACCUCAAGGUGGCUCUGAUGGAGGAGGAGCCAAAUGCCGGGGUCCCUGGGGGCUUGGAGCCUGGCAAGGGACCCAGCCGGCAGGACGGCCGAGCAGCCUGCGGCGAUGCUGCCACGGGCCUGACCCCGCCUCUGGUGAAGGCCGACGUGCUGCAGAAGGAGCCCGGACUUGUGGGGAUGCAGCCGCUUGCUGCCCCUUCGGAGAGCUUCCCCCAGCACAUGGCACCCUGCCCGGAGAAGAGAGCCCUGCAGCCGGCCGCUUCCCAGGGCCUGGCAGCCCUCGGAGAGGCUGUCCUGGCCCCCGCCUCCCCUCCGCUGAGCAGAGACGACUGGUCCAAGGAGGAUGUUGCCCUGGAAGCAGCAGCGGAUGAGCCAGAGCCUAUGGUGAGCCUGACCUUGGUGAAGAACGACUCGUACGAGAAGGGGAGUGAUUCAGUGGUGGUGCACGUCUACGUGAAGGAGAUCCACAGGGAGAGCUCCAAGGUGCUGUUCCGGGAGCAGGACUUCACGCUGGUGUUCCAGACCAGCGAUGUGAACUUCCUGCGACUGCACCCCAGCUGCGGCCCCCACACGGUGUUCAGGUGGCAGGUGAAACUCAGGAACCUCAUUGAGCCGGACCAGUGCACGUACAACUUCACCGUCUCCCGCAUCAACAUCUGCCUGAAGAAACGCCACAGCCAGCGCUGGGGGGGGCUGGAAGCCCCGGCUGCACGAGGUGCAGUGGGUGGUGCGAAGGUUGCCAUGCCAACAGGCCCUACCCCUCUGGAUAAGAGCCAGCCGGGCAGUAACCAGCAUCCCCUGUCCAGUAAGGAGGAGGCUCGGGCAGGGGAGAAGGAGAAGCCCAGAGCAGAGGAUGGUGGCCUGGAGGGUGUCGUGGCCCGGACGGCCACAGAGCACGUCCCAGUGAAGCAGGAACCGCACGUCCCAUCGCCCCCACAGCAGCGAGAGGCCCCGCUCAGGCCUCUCCCUCGGCCUUGGCAGCCCAAGCCGAUGUGCAUGGUCCCGCCGAUGACUCACAGCCCGGUGAGCAGCGAGAGCGUGGAGGAGGACGAGGAGGAGGAGGAGAAGAAGGUGUGUCUGCCGGGCUUCACGGGGCUGGUGAAUCUGGGGAACACCUGCUUCAUGAACAGCGUCAUCCAGUCCCUGUCCAACACGCGGGAGCUGCGGGACUAUUUCCAUGAUCGCUCCUUCGAGGCGGAGAUCAACUACACCAACCCGCUGGGCACGGGGGGGCGCCUGGCCAUCGGCUUCGCUGUGCUCCUGCGGGCGCUCUGGAAGGGCACCCACCACGCCUUCCAGCCCUCCAAGCUGAAGGCAAUCGUGGCCAGCAAGGCCAGCCAGUUCACGGGCUACGCCCAGCACGAUGCCCAGGAGUUCAUGGCCUUCCUUCUCGACGGCCUGCACGAGGACCUGAACCGCAUCCAGAACAAGCCCUACACGGAGACGGUGGACUCGGACGGGCGGCCCGACGAGGUGGUGGCAGAGGAGGCCUGGCAGCGGCACAAGAUGAGGAACGACUCCUUCAUCGUGGACCUCUUUCAGGGCCAGUACAAGUCCAAGCUGGUGUGCCCGGUGUGCGCCAAGGUAUCCAUCACGUUUGACCCCUUCCUCUACCUGCCGGUGCCCCUGCCCCAGAAGCAGAAGGUGCUGACUGUCUAUUACUUUGCGAAGGAGCCGCACAAGAAGCCUGUCAAGUUCCUCGUCAGCAUCAGCAAGGAGAACUCCAGCGCUGCAGAGGUGCUGGACUCGGUCGCCCACAGCAUGCGUGUGAAGCCAGAGAACCUGCGCCUGGCAGAGGUGAUCAAGAACCGCUUCCACCGCAUGUUCCCGCCGUCCCAGUCGCUGGACACGGUCUCCCCCACAGACCUGCUCCUGUGCUUCGAGGUGCUGUCCCCAGAGCUGGCCAAGGAGCGGGUGGUGGUGCUGCAGGUCCAGCAGCGUCCCCAGGUGCCCAGCGGCCCCAUCAGCAAGUGUGCGGCCUGCCAGAAGACGCAGCAGGCAGAGGACGAGAAGCUGAAGCGCUGCACUAGGUGCUACCGAGUGGGCUACUGCAACGUGGGGUGUCAGAAAACGCACUGGCCAGAUCACAAAGCCCUGUGCCGCCCCGAGAACAUCGGCUUCCCCUUCCUCAUCAGUGUGCCGGAGUCGCGCCUCACCUACUCCCGCCUGGCCCAGCUCCUGGAGGGCUACGCAAGGUACUCGGUCAGCGUGUUCCAGCCUCCUUUCCAGCUGGGCCCGCAGCCCCUGCUCCCCGAGAAGCUGGACCUGCCUGCGAGGAGUAGCUGUGGGGCUGCCCCCCCUGCCCCAGAGGCGGGGGAUGCAGACAGGGCCCCUCACCGGCAGGAGCCUCAGCUCUCCACCCCGGAGCUGCACCCGGAGCUGGGGGAGGCCAGCGCAGUGCCCAGGAGUUCCGUGCUCAGCUCGGACUCAGGCUGCUCUGAGCACUCCCUGGAGGCGCAGGGCGAGGGCUGCUGGGCGAAGGAGCCGUCCUACGAGCGAGGCCCCAAGCCUGAAGCUGCCGUCCCCGGAUACCAGCAUGCGCCCGACGUGCUCAGUGCCCACGCCACCCAGUUCUACAUCAACACGAUCGACGGAGCCAGCCGAGAGCACAAGCUGGAGGAGAAAGGCGAUGCCCCGCUGGAGCUGACGGACGACUGCUCCCUGGCCCUGGUGUGGAAGAACAACGAACGCCUCAAGGAGUUUGUGCUGGUGGAGUCCAAGGAGCUGGAGUGUGUGGAGGACCCGGGCUCGGCCAGCGAGGCGGCCAGGGCCGGCCACUUCACGCUAGGCCAGUGCCUCAACCUCUUCACCAAGCCCGAAGUGCUGGCGCCCGAGGAAGCGUGGUACUGCCCCAAGUGCAAGCAGCAUCGCGAGGCCUCCAAGCAGCUCAUGCUCUGGCGCCUGCCCAACGUGCUCAUCAUCCAGCUCAAGCGCUUCUCCUUCCGCAGCUUCAUCUGGAGGGACAAGAUCAACGACAUGGUGGAGUUCCCGGUCCGGAGCCUGGACUUGAGCAAGUUCUGCAUUGGGCAGAAGGAGGAGCAGCAGCAGCAGCCCAUGUACGACCUGUAUGCGGUGAUCAAUCACUACGGCGGGAUGAUCGGCGGGCACUACACGGCCUACGCCCGGCUGCCCAGCGACAAGACCAGCCAGCGCAGCGACGUGGGCUGGCGGCUCUUUGACGACAGCACGGUGACCACAGUGGACGAGAGCCAGGUGGUGACGAGAUACGCGUACGUCCUCUUCUACCGCCGGCGGAACUCUCCCGUGGGGCGCCCCCCGGAGCACCGGCCAGACAUGGCUGCCGCCGCCGAGCCAGCCGCCAGCCAGGCUUCUCUGAUCUGGCAGGAACUGGAGGCCGAAGAGGACGAGGAGCCCGAGGCUCACAGGAGGCAUGCCAGGACGCCCUGCCAGCCCCGUGGCCAGAAGGCAAGCCAGGCCGCCCGGCAGCACGCUGACGAAGGCUGCCUCCGAUACGUUGUGCUGGGCACCAUGGCAGCCAUUGUGGCACUCUUCCUAAAUGUCUUCUACCCCCUCAUCUCCCAGAGCCGCUGGAGAUAGGCACUGGGAGGGCAGCCCUGACCAGUUCCAGCCGCCCUGGCGAGGGCUGCUCUGUGCCAAGGGCAGUGGGACACCUCGCCAGGUAGGUGCUGGAGUGAGCCCUGCUGCCGUGAUGCCCACCAUGGAGACCUCGCCGGGCAGCCUUCCUUGCAGGGUCCCGCUCUGCAGCGUACGCGGCCAGGCUCCGUCCGGCUCCUGGGGAGCGGGACUCUCCAGGCUGCUCUGCCCGUCGGCCGGGGCCGCCCUCCGGCAGCAUGUGCUCUGGGGUGCAAGCAGCCGGAACGGCAGACCAGCGGAGCGCAGCUGGGCCUGCAGCGUGCUCCUAGCCUGGGAGGUCGGAUCGCUGCUGGUGCUGCCGGCCCCGGGGAUGGCCAAGCAGUAGUGAGGCUGGGACUGGUGCAGAGCGAGCUCCCGCUGAGCCUAGCGCUCCCUCGUGCUAGCCGUGGGCUCUGCUCCUGGCGUGCUGGGGUGCCCGUGGCUCCGGGCGUGGUGCUGCCCGGAGGUGGCUGGCCUCAGGGCCCAUCACACACAGAGUUGUUUGGGCUCAUGCCCGCUGGACUUGGCUGCCUCCCUGACGAUUGGCCCGCUGGCUGCGGCCUUGUGACUAAUAGUCCCCAGUGUGCAGCAGGUCUGCCUGCUCUGCCCCCGUGUGGUGUGCCGGCCGGGAGUCCCACGGCCUGGGUGGGCUGAGCCUUGGCCACGGUCCAGUCUCCCUGCCCUGCCUGGGGAAAGCCUGCCUGGCGCUGGGCCCAGGGAGACAAGUUCCUGCCAGGACGGCAGCAAAGGGCCCUCCGUUGUGUACUGUAUGGACCAUCUGAAUAAAGCCGGGCUGUCCCAGUCAUGCGGUGCCCGUCUCCUUUCUCUGCAGCAGGGAAUGACUCGCCAGGGGCCGAGGGAACUGGCACCAGACCCCCAUCUCUGCCGUAGUCGCGCCACCGCGUGCCGCACUCUGCUCAGCCAUCCUUGGGCUGCUCCUCACACCCGUGCUGCUGCCCAGCCUGCGGGCCUGAGAGCUGCAUGGUAGAGCCAGCCCACCCCACGCUGCAGCUCCGCUGAGAACGGCCUGCCAAGCGCCAGGGCAGGUGGGAAACGGGGGCUCCGAGCAGGCGUGCGCUGGGCUGGGCUGCGGCGGAGAGGAGCCCUGCUAACGCUGCAGAGGGACGUCAGCAGAGCUGUG
Messenger RNA from Mauremys mutica (yellowpond turtle), 6244 nucleotides. It is a transcript of the gene USP19, whose product is annotated as ubiquitin specific peptidase 19. The record is from RefSeq and is a predicted model, not a curated record. Gene Ontology annotation, molecular function: cysteine-type deubiquitinase activity. Gene Ontology annotation, biological process: protein deubiquitination. The transcript is spliced from 26 exons. Lineage: Eukaryota; Metazoa; Chordata; Testudines; Geoemydidae. Bases 886 to 5067 code for a protein of 1393 amino acids.